AUGGCAGCCCCGACCCCCCGCCAGUGUUCGCCGGCCCCCACCGUGCUCCCCACCCCUGCAUCCUCCGGCCGGGCCCGUCGAGGUGCCCCCUGGCCGCUAUUCCCACUUAGCCGCGCCGCCCUGGCUGUGUCCAUCCAUGCGCGGGCCCUUCACCGCUGUCUCUCACUGCCCCCAGCGCUCACCACCAUCGACUGGCAGGAUUUGGCAGCCUGUGACCCCAUUCUUCCCACCACCCCGGCCGGCCCCGUGAUCCUGCAGCAGGUAACCCCCAGCUGGGGCAGGCUUGGCAGCCCCCAUCACAGGCACCCACGGAGUGGUCCUUUCAAGGUGAUGGGUGCUGGCAACCCACCCAGCCUCAGGCUUCCCCACUGUGAGAUGGGCACAGUGGAGGACAGCGUCUUGCCCCGCUCAUUAGAUGUGGAAGGGCAGGAGACAAACACCCAGGGGUACUGGGGCUGUGGGAAGGUGCUGAGCACAGGCACCAGCCUGUGUCUGAGUGCUACGGGCAGCAGUGGGCAGCACAGGAAGGGUCCCUACUUCCAGGAUGGACCAGAGUUUGAUUUCCAGGAGUUCAGAGAUGCUAUGGAUGAUUUUAUAUCUGACGCAUCCACCUUAGUGCCACCAUCGCUGGACUGCACCGACUUUGAUUUCUCACUUGGCGAGGAGGUGGCCUUUGACUGCUGCACCCCGCAGCUGGAGAGCAGCAUGCUGGCACAGAUGCCGCCGGCACAGAUGCCCCUGCAACAUCCACCUUCCCCGGAGCCAUGCUGGAGGGACCUGGCAGACCAGAACCAGAAAGCACUGGGAGAUGCCCUUGAGGCUAACAGCCAGCUGCAGGAGACCCUCACGCAGAGGCAGGAAGAGCUGGUGACGCUGCAGGAGAGCAACGUGCAGCUGAAGGAGUUGGCAAGCCAGGCCAGGCAGCUGGCUGCCGUCCUCGAUACGCUGAUGCUUCCACAGUGCACCGACGGGGCGGCCCUUCUUCCACCUCCGCCUCUUCACCCUCCGCCUCCUCCCGUCGCCGCGUCCCGUGUGGGUGCCGGACGGGCGGGGCCGCGGGAGGAGGCUGCGGCGGUGGACGCCAUGCUGCGGGCCGUGUCGGAGAAGUGCCGCGCCGCUCUGCGGACCCUCGGGGGCAGCCCGGGGAGCAGCCCCGGGGGCAGCCCCGAGGCCAAGCGCCCGCGGCCGGCUCCCCGCCUGCACGGCUCCUUCCGCGGGCUGCGCACCUCCCACGCCGCACCGCGUCCGGACUGCGGGGAGCUGGAGGGCGGCGGGGAGCUGCAGGGCGGUGGCAGCCUGCGGACGGCGCUGGGCGAGGCGGGCGGCAUCCGCACCCUGGCCUUCCCGCAGGGCAGCGCCUUCACCUUCCGCACGGCCGCCGGCGGGUACCGCUUCCGCUGGGUGCCUCGCUGAGACGCACCCGAGCCCCGCCACUACGCACACGCGUGUCCGGGAGAGGAGGAGCGGGACUUGAAGCAGCGUCAGGCUGGCGGGGAUCCUCCUCCAUCCCCCGGCUCCUCUUUUUGUCCUUGAAAACGGGUAUUUCUGUAUUUCGGAUUUCCCCCGUCGCUGGAGGCUGGAGAUAAGGGAGAAGCGCGGCGGAGGCAACGCAGCGAGCUGGGGGCACUGCAGUGGUCGCCAGGCUUCACACAGAGCUCUUGUGGUUAUAGAGUUGACAGCUUGCCCUCAGUAGUUUCAUACAAGCAUAGAACAGUUUUGGCUGGAAGGGACCUUAAAGCCCAUCCAGUUUC
Pezoporus occidentalis (night parrot) is the source of this 1751-nucleotide messenger RNA. RefSeq names its product multiciliate differentiation and DNA synthesis associated cell cycle protein (gene MCIDAS). The record is from RefSeq and is a predicted model, not a curated record. Lineage: Eukaryota; Metazoa; Chordata; Aves; Psittaciformes; Psittacidae. Gene Ontology annotation, biological process: negative regulation of cell cycle; negative regulation of DNA replication. The transcript is spliced from 5 exons. Gene Ontology annotation, cellular component: nucleus. Bases 1 to 1413 code for a protein of 470 amino acids.